This is a messenger RNA of Rhinichthys klamathensis goyatoka, 2643 nucleotides long. RefSeq lists its product as uncharacterized. The record is from RefSeq and is a predicted model, not a curated record. The transcript has a single exon. Bases 584 to 2578 code for a protein of 664 amino acids. Gene Ontology annotation, molecular function: protein binding; ubiquitin protein ligase activity; translation repressor activity. NCBI's taxonomy places the organism in Eukaryota, Metazoa, Chordata, Actinopteri, Cypriniformes, Leuciscidae. Gene Ontology annotation, biological process: negative regulation of translation; protein polyubiquitination; proteasome-mediated ubiquitin-dependent protein catabolic process.
ACAGUCAGAUAUAGAAGGUAAUGAGGACACAAAGCCUACUCCUGUAGGAUCUUCGUUUUCCUUACCAUGUUGGGCUACCCAGGCCCUAUGUGAUUUGGCAAGAUGUGAAACAGACCUCAGGCGUCUGCGGGAGCAACAAGUGACUGAAGCGCAGACAGUAGUUCAGGGUGUGGAGCGUGCACUGCUUGGAGCACAAAGGGAGGAGCACCGUCUACUGGAAAGGGUAGAACAGGAUCACAGGGAUCUACAGCGCAGACUUGAACAGGUGCAGAGGGAGAAUGGAGCAGCCAUAAGGGUUGGACAAAGAUUAGUAGACCAGCGAUUAUAUAAAGUCAUUAAACUUCGAGAGCUAAUAAGGAAAAGUUGUGGUGGUGAUGGUAGUAAAAAUCGAGAGGGGGAUCAGAAGCGGGACCAGCUUCUUAAGGGCGUUACAGAACUUGUCCAGCCUUGGGAAGUCUCACUUACACUCAAACGUGUAUCUUUUAAACCAAGUGCCCAACCAAACGCUGUAACCUUUGGUGAGAUCAAUGUGCAAGAUCACAAUGUUCAUAUUCCUGUUGGAGGCUGUGGGCAGUUGGGGCAAAUGUGUUCCCUCCAUGAAAUACGCAGUGGGGCUCAUGUCGGUGGAGAAGGCCAGAGCUCGCCUGAUGGAACAAUUCCUGGGCAGAACCAAAGGCACUCAUCAACUAGUGGCAACUUGAGGGUUGUCCGGAAGCUCCGUUUGUCAGCCCGAAGUGAUGAUGAAUCAGGAGAAGAGGUAAAAUGCCAGUCCCCACAACUGCGUCACUGGUCCCCUAAACAAGUCCCAUGUGAACGUGAUUCAUCACAGGAGGAUGAGUGUGAAUCGCCUACAUCUGAAUGCAAACGAGAUGAGCUCUUCUUGGCUGUACCAUCCCUUAGUCAUGGUGAGUUAGACGGUGAGGAUUUUGCUUGUAUACAAAAUGAACCAAUCACACAGUUUGGUUCAAAGAGAGCAAAAAGGCAAAAAGAACUCUCUCCAUCUCCAGAGCAAGGUCACCAAGAACAAGGUGGCUGGUUCUUGAAUCAGUUUGACCAUAAAAAUCAUGCCAGAAGGACCGGAUCUUCAAGAGAAACAUCAAGGUAUGGCACACACUCAUCACCACAAAUCCCCAGAGAGAUCAUCUCUAGUCAAGGCAGCAACAGCCACUUCUUUCAUGGCAGGUCUUGCUCCCAAUUAAGUGCAUCCUCAGAUGACCACCCACAAAACCGUGCACCAUCCCCUGCAGACAGUGUAGAUUCUGGGUACACUUUCAUUGUCAGCUCCCCAAGGGAUUUCUCCAACUGCCUGCGUCCUACUGCUCGCCUCUCCAGAUCAGCUGCUGACCUUUCCUACUGUAACAGACCCCUCAGUGAAACCAGAACACCGCAAUCAAGCAUAUGGACUGUUUCCAAGAGUCAUAUGUCCUCAAGUUCCACCUUCCAAAAACAAAGCGAGGUGUCAAGGACUAAAUCCUGUCCCAGUCAUGGUAACUUCUCUCAAAAGAGCUCCCAACCACAUGCUACUUUCUCCAGUAGAGUGCCUCGUUCGCUUUCUAUGUCUGUUAUCGAUAACUCAUCUCAGAAAAGACUAAACCACCUUACAGCAGGACGGCAUAAUUCUCUAAAUGAGAACAGAAUGCAGGGAGAGAGGAGUGAGCCAGCCCUCCUAGUGUUAGAGGAGGAUGAGGAAUCAUUGGCACCAGAGGAGGUGCGCCUUGUCCGGCAGUUUGGUAAACAAGGCUCAGGACGUGCUGAUCUCACGCUGCCCAGUGGUGUCCACGCAACACCACAAGGUCAACUGUUCAUUGUGGAUUGUGGGAAUGCUCGUGUCCAGGUAACUGAUGCCCAUGGCAACAUCCUACAACAAGUGACUUCUCCAAGUAACGACUUAGGAGGCUCCUCGCGACGCUGCCGUAAUUACUUUGAUGUGGCCGUUAAUGCAAAGGGUCUGAUUGCUUUGAGCUGUGCAGCUGAGAGGGCUCUCCUGAUCCUAAGUCGGCAUGGGCGUCUCCUCCAAACAUUUGGAGGAGGACCCUACAUUGCAGGAGUGCCUCGAGAUGAGUUGGAAGCACCAAGGGGAGUGACAGUCACCCAAAGAGAUGAAUUCCUAGUUGCAGAUAUACGAAAGGGUACUCUUACUGCACUAAAACUUGAACCUAAAACUGGUUCCAGAUUGGAACGCACUGUGGUGACCGGUUUCCACAGGCCUUAUCUGGUUGCAGCAUGCCUCCACUCUGGUCUGGUCGCAGUGUCUGAGCGAGGCAGUGAAACGGGGCAGGAGCCUUGUGUGAAGAUAUUAGGACCAGGAUGGGACACCCUACGAAUCCUGGGUGUGUGUUCCAGCUUAGGGCCCGUACUCUCCUGUCCCUGGGGCCUCUGCAUUGAUAAGGAUGGGGCUGUGUUGGUGGCAGACUGGGGAGAAAAACAUAGAGUGCUUCUUUAUCCUUCUGAAGGGGCAGGACGAGUGAUUGUGUCUGAUGGACUGAGCAGCCCUCGUGGACUGGCACUUUUACCACAUGAUCUCCUGGUUGUGUCAGAUAGCGUGCACCACUGCAUUAAAAUGUAUCAGUACAAAUGAGGUUACUACAAAGCUCAAGAUUCAAAAGAAAGAUGUCACUGUAUGAGAUGAGUAUUUGGCAACAU